This is a messenger RNA of Podarcis lilfordi (Lilford's wall lizard), 31250 nucleotides long. The record is from the annotation of a GenBank genome assembly. NCBI's taxonomy places the organism in Eukaryota, Metazoa, Chordata, Lepidosauria, Squamata, Lacertidae.
AUGGAUCUGGACCAACAAGGUAAAUAUUAAAAGGUGCCUUGUGUGCCUCAACAAGUUUUCAGUUAUCUCAUGCAUUGGCCUCCUGUUACAAAUGGAAUUGGAUCUUUGUCUGAACGUUUGGUUUGCUUUUAAAGCAGAGGGGCUCUUAUGCUAAUUCGGGCAAUGGGCCCACCCGGAAAAAAGUGCCCUCAUGCGCGCACACACACACACACACCCUCCUGCCUUUGGGAUAUGCAUUUCCUGUGGCACACGUCCAAGCUAUGAUCUGUACACAACCAUUCACUCACUUUGUCUCUCUGGUGGAAUCCAGACACAUAUAAAAAAACGCUGUGAAAAUGCCUUUUCAAAAACGUUAUGAAAAAUAUAUUGAAUUUGCCAUAAGCUCACCAUCGCCAUCUAGUGUCGCAUUUGAAUAAUGCAUUAAAAUGUACUUAAAAUGUUGCAUUUGCAGCUGUAUAGCUGAGUCCUCUGUCUCUGUUUCUGUCUGCCUGUCUCUUUCUCUGUUACACACACACACACACACACACACACACACACACACGUGUGUACAUCCACUUACUUGAGAGGCUGCCCCCUGGGCUUCACUCCAGCAUGGAUGCAGUAUCAGGGCUUGCAGCUGCUGGGUAAACUGGGCAAAGAACAUCUGGAGAAAGAAGUGGGGAGGGAGGGAGACAGGGCUAUUGACAGGGAGGCCUCAGAGUUCCUGAUAACUGAGGAAGAAGGCAAGAGUUGGGGCAGAAAGGGUUGGAGUGGUGAGCCAAGCGAGCCAAAGUCCAACAGAGAGUUGGGGCUGGCAGAUUUGAGGGUGAAGUGUGAAGCUUCUGCCCAACUGGGGCCCCAACAAAUACCAACUGGUGGGUAUUCACUGGGGAAAGAGCAUGUGAUGCAACACGCUGCCCAAAAUAAGUAAAUAAAGGCAGUAAACUGGGUAGUCCCAUGGUUGUAGCUAUUCAGGUGCAGCCUUGUACGCCUCAUUCCCGCAACUCCUGCAGCCAAGCUGGUGCCCAACGUAUUGCUCUGCUUUCCUUUGGACCACAUCAGCAAGUCUUGUCAUCUGGGCAGCACAAAACCUCCAUACACACUGCUCAGGUGGUCACCCCAGGGAGGUCACUUUGGUGCUGCUAAUGCAGAGGUUUGACUUCACCCCCAGAGGUGCACUCCAUUGUCUCCGGAGACAGACAGAUGCCAACAAUGUCCCUAUGAAAAUUUUAGAAUCCUUUCAUGUCCCUGACUGUUCCUUCCUUCAAACAGUUCACUCCCUCCCCCCUUCUUGUUUCAAAACUGUCUACAGUAGUACCUUGGGUUACAGACACUUCAGGUUACAGACGCUUCAGGUCACAGAUUCCGCUAACCCAGAAAUAGUACCUCAGGUUAAGAACUUUGCUUCAGGAUGAGAACAGAAAUUGUGCAGCGGCGGCAGCAGGAGGCCCCAUUAGCUAAAGUGGUGCUUCAGGUUAAGAACAGUUUCAGGUUAAGAACGGACCUCCAGAACGAAUUAAGUUCUUAGCCUGAGGUACCACUGUAUUCAUAGGGUAACAACAAUGUGAUGAAAGUACAUAAGAAAAAGGAAGGAGCAUAAUAAACAGAAAGUGAACGGCAUUUCAGGUCACCAUCAGUACCUACGUAGGAAUGCACAUGAGGGGAGGAAAGAGUCCUAAUAAUAGCAUGAGGUACAAAAUAGGUCAACAAACAUCUUCAGGCUAGCGGGUCUCUCAAGAAGCCAUGACUGAGCUCAGAGGUCGUAUACCUUCUACAGAGAAGUUAAUGAACGCAAUAAAGGGGAACCAUGUACAGUGGUACCUCAGGUUAAGUACUUAAUUCAUUCCGGAGGUCCGUACUUAACCUGAAACUGUUCUUAACCUGAAGCACCACUUUAGCUAAUGGGGCCUCCCGCUGCAGCUGUGCCACCAGAGCACAAUUUCUGUUCUCAACCUGAAGCAAAGUUCUUAACCUGAAGUACUAUUUCUGGGUUAGCGGAGUAUGUAACCUGAAGUGUAUGUAGCCUGAAGCGUAUGUAACCUGAGGUACCACUGUAUUUCCAAAUGUAUCCGGUUGAGCCUGCCUCUCUGAUUGCCUGAUGUUCUGCAUUCUUUUCACAGAGGCCCUGAAUACCAUUGAGAAUUCUGUCUACAGAACAGCCCUGAAGCUCCGUGCUGUGCAAAGCCUAUGCCAGCGUAAGUGUAAUAGUCCGGCCUCCUGUGCAACUUGGUAGGAUCCGAGUUGGAUGCAGUGCUGAACCUGCAAUGCAUGGUUCUAAGGCAGGGGUGUCAAACUCAAAUUCAUCGGGGGCCGCAUCAGCAGUUUGGUCACCCUCAAAGGGCCGGUUGUAUCUGUAGGACUAUGUAAAGGGCAUGUAAAGUGGAGGUUUCCUGUGUAGAACGGCCGGCGCCGCUAGAGAGCAGACGUUCUCUGGCUUGUAGGCUGCCACGCAUGCGCUGAAGAGGCGGCUUUCUUGUGUCAAAAAAAAAAAAAAGCGAGAAUAAAAGGUGAAGGCUGGCGGCGGCUACACGGGCCACAUGACGAGGUCUGACGGGCCGGAUUCGGCCCGCGGGCCUUGUGUUUGACACCCGUGCUCUAAGGGUUCAGCAUAUUAUGUUUUCAUCUGGAUAAACAGGUGGGAAAGACACCUAAAGAAAUGAAACACCAUUGAAGCUCCCAACCGGAGAUAAGAAACUUUCACUUCAGUUUUGGAUUAACCACAGUUUCGCAUGUUGUCCAAAUCGUAAACUGUGGAUAAUCUUAACUAUUGUUUGAUAAUCAAACCAGCUUUAACCCAGUUAGCUUGUUUCAAGCAAACCACAGUUAAUAUUAAUCACAGUUUGUCCAAAUUCAGGUGACAUGACAAGCUGUAAAUAAUGGAAAAAAGGAGGAUGAAAGCUUCCAGACUCCUCCUCACAGCUGUGCCAGAAAAGGACCGGAAAUGCGAAAGCCUACACUCAUUCCCACCAUUGUGAAAACCAUGGUUUAUUGUGAUGUCUGAACACAAUAAGAGUUACAAAAUCUGAGUUAACUUGGAGGAGGUCUAUGAACCAGGCAGCGUGAGAAGCUGAAAUAAUGAAUGACAAUUUCUUCGUUCAGAGUUGAGCUGGUGGGACUUCGGAAUUAAUUUGUUGCUUUAUUUUUCAGUCAAGCUGACUGACGUCUCUUCGAUUCAGCAAAUCCUGCCAAACCACAAAUGCCGGGCAGAGAAGCAGAAGCCCCUCUCCAUGGAGCAACUCACGCGACUGCUAAAGGAGCUGUUUAAGAGAACCAGAUUAGAGAAGCCAGGCCAGGUGGAGCCAAAGGCAGCUGAAUUAACCCUGAGCCUCCUGACCUCUGCAUAUGACAGGUGACAACAAAGAGACACCCAGUGUCUCAUGGCAGAUUUAUGGCAGCUUCACGUUUUGAUGCAAAAAUGCCUGGUUCAUUUGUCUUUUUAAAUCCAUGGUUCUAGAUAUAAAUAUACAGUGUACCUCGGGUUACAUACGCUUCAGGUGACAGACGCUGCUAACCCAGAAAUAUUACCUCAGGUUAAGAACUUUGCUUCAGGAUGAGAACAGAAAUUGUGCAGCGGUGGCGCAGUAGCAGCAGGAGGCCCCAUUAGCUAAAGUGGUGCUUCAGGUUAAGAACAGACCUCCGUAAUGAAUUAAGUACGUAACCAGAGGUACCACUGUAUAUGGAAAUUCCAAACUAGGGCCAAUUUUCAGAUCGACAGGUGCAGAAAAUAUCCCUUAGAGGUGAUUUGGCAUGGCAUGUAUCUCUGCCUACACAUACUGGUUUGUUUUCAGGUUGCAGGUUAUGGUAUUAUGGCCUCAGUAAUGGGCUCUAGACCCGUGGUUCCCAGUGUGGGGCACCCCCCCCACAGGGGGGCAAUUUGAUUUUAAGGGGGGGCAAUUCAAGAAUGAGUUGGACCAAGUUAAUGGCCUUAAUGGGAUGUGGGUGGCGCUGUGGCUUAAACCACAGAGCCUAGGGCUUGCCGAUCAGAAGGGUCGGCGGUUCAAAUCCCCGCGAUGGGGUGAGCUCCCAUUGCUCGGUCCCUGCUCCUGCCAACCUAGCAGUUCGAAAGCACAUCAAAGUGCAAGUAGAUAAAUAGGUACCGCUCUGGCGGGAAGGUAAACGGUGUUUCCAUGCGCUGCUCUGGUUUUGCCAGAAGCGGCUUGGUCAUGCUGGCCACAUGACCGGAAGCUGUACGCCGGCUCCCUCGGCCAGUAAAGGGAGAUGAGCGCCGCAACCCCAGAGAAGUCCGCAACUGGACCUAAUGGUUAGGGGUCCCUUUACCUUUAAUGGCCUUUUAGUUUCCUCCAUGUGAAUGGGAGUUCACUUUUUGAAUAAUAAGAAUUACAGGGGUAUCUCAGGUUAAGAACUUAAUUUGUUCUGGAGGUCCGUUCUCUUUUUUCCCCCUGUCUCUCUUUUUUAUUUUUUAUUAAAGAUUUUCUUGAUUUACAGAAGUAUGUGUAAUGUCUCUCGUAUUUUUUCCAUGUAACAUUUUUACAAAUCAGUUUCAUUUGUUGAGACAUUAGGAAGAAGAGGGGGGAGGGGGAAAGAUGGGUGGGGGUGGGGUGGCGAUGUUCUGGAGGUCCAUUCUUAACCUGAAACUGUUCUUAACCUGAGGUACAACUUUAGCUAAUGGGGUCUCCUGCUGCCACUGCGCCACCGCCAUGCAAUUUCUGUUCUCAUCCUGAAGCAAAGUUCUUAACCCGAGGUAAUAUUUCUGGGUUAGCAGAGUCUGUAACCUGAAGCGUCUGUAACCUGAAGCGUCUGUAACCUGAGGUACCACUGUAUAUGUCACUGUGGGGGGGGGUCAUCAGGAUUUUAGAGGUGCUUAGGUGGGGCAUAACCAAAAAAAGGUUGGGAACCACUGCUCUAGACCUAGGGUGGGCAACCUGUGCCUAGCAGAGAUUGGCAGAAGGGGUGACAUUGCACACUUGGUUUCUUGAUGCCAAGUAACACUAUCGCUUACUGAAAGGAGGAGGUACUGAUAGCUCAGCGUCAUAAAGACACAGAAGUAGCAGCAUUGGGAGUCUGUGUUUCCUUAAUUGUGGGCUUUCCUCCCGUUUGAAUUUGUCUCGUUUUGUACAUUGACUUACUGGACACCCACACCUCCUGUAUUUUGUUGUAAAUCAUCUUGAGUACAACUCAUUGUGGAAAGGCAGCAUACAAUUAAAUAAAACAAACUACAUUUAGAGGGCUUCAGAUUCCUGGCGCUGGUGUAGAACCUUUCUCUCUUUUUUUGGUCAGGAAAAGGGACUUCAAAUUCCAAAGUUGGGAGAUAGCUCAUUGUUAUGUACUGAAGUUCUCACCCUGGGCCAGCAGGGGGAUACUGUAGAUAGUUAUGCAAAUAAGGGAUCGAAAGUGACGUUCAGUGAUUGGAUAGUUUUAGAAAGUUGUUACAGUAACGUUGUACUGGAGCUCUAUAUAAGCAGGCUGACUGAACCCUUCAGUUCAGUUCUGUCCUGGCCUGUGAAUAAACAAGAGCUGUUUGAAGAAUCGCUGUGUUGUCUGAUAUGUUUACCCACAACUUAACACUCAUGUAGCAGCUGUUGAUUUUCCUCUUGCUUCCUGCCCCUUUUUCUUACAUUGUAGGAAUGGGGUGGGCUUUAUCCAGCCCCGAUCAGCUGCAGCUGCACUAAUUGCUCUCUCAGGGGAUGGCCUGCUUACCAAAUAUAGAGGUAAGCGGUAUUGCUCUUCUGUAUUUAUUCUCCGCAACAAGUUAGGCUCAGACUGCUGACAAACAUAUACACUUUUUUGCACAGUAAGCAAUCAAGUCUUGCUAAGCACAGACGAAAAUGUGAAAAAUGAACUGCCCGCCCAAAGAGAAUAGCAGAAAUAAAUGCCGUUUCUCUUUUCCUUUACACCUCUCAGUUUCCCUUUUUGCAUCAGUAGAGGCAAGCAGUGCUGGAUUUAGGGCGCUGGAAGUGGUUCCCCCGCAUGGGAUGCUGAGCUGAGGGGGUGCAAAAUUGAGAAGAUCCAUAAUUGAGAAGAUCCAUUGGGGUGCCAUUAUUACCCAAAAUUACUGUUCCUGGAGGCAAAGGCUGAGUAUAGUAAGGAAAUGGCAGAGAGACAAAAUCAUGCCAUGUCACUGCACCAGGGUGUUAUAGUGGUUAGAGCAGGCAUCCCCAAACUCGGCCCUCCAGAUGUUUUGGGACUACAACUCCAAUACUGUAAUAAUAAUAAUAAUAAUAAUAAUAAUAAUUUAUUUGUACCCCGCCCAUCUGGCUUGGUUUCCCCAGCCACUCUGGGCAGCUUCCAUAGAAACCAAAAAACACUAAAAUAUCAUACAUAAAAAACUUCCCUGAACAGGGCUGCCUUAAGAUGUCUUCUGAAUGUCAGGUAGUUGUUUAUCGUUUUGACAUCUGAUGGGAGGGCGUUCCACAGGGCGGGCGCCACUACCGAGAAGGCCCUCUGCCUGGUUCCCUGUAACCUCACUUCUCGCAAUGAGGGAACGGCCAGAAGGCCCUCGGCGCUGGAUCUCAGUGUCCGGGCUGGACGAUGGGGGUGGAGACGCUCCUUCAGGUAUACUGGACCGAGGCCAUUUAGGGCUUUAAAGGUCAACACCAGCACUUUGAAUUGUGCUCGGAAACGUACCCUAGCUAACAGGACCAGUGGUCAGGGAUGAUGGGAACUGUAGUCCCAAAGCACCUGGAAGGCCAAGUUUGGGGAUGCCUGGGUUAGAGUGUUGGGUUAGGACUGAGGAGACCCAGGUUCACGAUUGUGUCUCAUGCAUUCGGCUCCCAAUACCUGACCUGAAGAACGCAGGCUAGGAAAUAACUCUCUUGACUCUUCAGGAAUUCUGACUGGUAUUCUCUGGUGCUGGCAGGUCUCUUUCAGCUUUACUCAACCUGCGCAGGAAGGAGCGCCAGCCGGACUCAUAUUUCUCGAAAUGGUGUGAGGAAUCUGCUAACAGACUUACUCCAGGUAAUUCAGCUACUGUGCAACAUGGAAAUGGAGAAGUGGUGAAUCUCCUGAAGCAGACCGGUGAGAAAACUACAUGGCCCUAACAUGGAUAUCUGAUAGACGGCUAUUCCCAGAGCAUCCUUGUUUGUUCACUUCAGAGUCUCCUAGAAUACUGAGAGAUAAUAAUAAUAAUAAUAAUUUUUAUUUAUACCCCACCCUCCCCAGCCAAGGCUAGGCUCAGGGUGGCUCACAACCAAUAAUAAAAACAAGUUGAAUGAAUACAACUUAAAAAACAAGAUUAAAAUACGACAUUAAAACAUUAAAAUGCAGCCUCAUCACAGGAGGAGAAAGGAAAAAAGAAAAAGGGGGAGGGAACCAAAUUGACUCCAAGCCAAAGGCCAGGCGGAACAACUCUAUCUUACAGGCCCUGCGGAAAGAAAUCAGAUCCUGCAGGGUCCUGGUCUCAUGAGACAGAGCGUUCCAUCAGGCUGGAGCCAGUGUUGAAAAGGCCCUGGCUCUAGUUGAGGCUAAUCUAACUUCCUUAGGGCCCGGGACCUCUAGGGGGUUGCUAUUUAUGGACCUUAAGGUCCUCCGUGGGGCAUACCGGGAGAGGCAGUCCCGUAGGUACGAGGGUCCUAGGCCGUGAAGGGAUUUAAAGGUCAAAACCAGCACCUUAAAUCUGACCCUGUACUCCACCGGGAGCCAAUGCAGCUGGAAAAGCACUGGGUGACUAUGCUCCCAUGGCAGAGACCCCAUGAGGAGCCUCGCUGCUGCAUUCUGCACCCGCUGCAGUUUCUGGGACAGCUUCAAGGGCAGCCCCGCGUAGAGCGAAUUACAGUAGUCAAGCCUGGAGGUGACCGUUGCAUGGAUCACUGUGGCCAGGUCAGGGCGGGAAAGGUAAGGGACCAACUGCUUGAUGCUGUGAAGGUGGAAAAAUGUCGCCUUGGCUAUUGCUGUAACCUGCGCCUCCAUGGAAAGGGAGGCGUCAAGAAUUACACCCAAACUCUUAACGGAAGGCUUUGGCACUAAUUGGGCCCCCACAAGAGAAUGAAGUUGGUCCCUCAUCCCCAUACCAUUCUGACCCAGCCAGAGGACCUCUGUCUUUGAAGGAUUUAGUUUCAACCAGCUCUCACGAAACCAUCCAGCCACAGCUUCCAAGCAUCUGGUCAGUGUGUCCGGGGCCGAGUCGGUGUGGCCAUCCAUCAGCAGAUAGAGCUGAGUGUCAUCAGAUAGGAAAAAUGAGAUUUGCAGAUCAGAGAGGGUGAGACACUAAGGAGGAAUGAAUCAGCUAGUUAAGAAAGGACAAACAUCAGAUUCUAAGGAUGCUUAGAGGGAGGCACUGUCACCAUGGGCUCCCUUGGUGCCAGAACUCCUGAAGAGGAAGGGCUCUUAAAGGCUGGUUUUGAAGCUAAAUCCCAGUCUAAUAUGCCCUCUCAAUCCUUAGCCUCUUCCUCUCAGGACGGGAAGCCAGAGUCCUAGGUCAUGCCAACAUACAUGCACAGAGUUAAAAGUUUCAGGGGUGACACCUUAAAUAAAACCCAUCAUCUUUUGUCAGGGCAGAAAUGCCUUUUUCACUUCCCUUUAUUUUUAUAUAGCCUCUUCUCAUUCCGUGUGAUGGCGGUGGUCUUUUGCUGAGGGCUUAUGGUGACAAUGUGUUUUGCAGAUCCUGGCAGUCGUGGGAGAACGCCGUAACCUGUCUAACGUGGAAAUUGCAGUGACGAGUUGUUUCAGUGGGGUAAGUUAAAAUACAGUAUCAAAUGUAGCUUGGGUCAUAUAUAACCAUCUUCACUGGCAGAAAAUGCACUUCUGAGUUAUAUUACUUAAUUGCACAGUCCCUUCAUUCUUCUGUCACAAGACAGAGUGAUUUCCUGAACUGUAAGAGACCAGAUCCAAUUAAGAUCGCAUCUUAUGGACCUUGAAGACUAUCACCGUCACAAAAGACAUUCCGCCCUUUUUGAGCAAAGACGUCAGUAGAGGCUUCACUGGUACCCUGGAUACAGGGCUGGCCCAAUACAUUUUGGUACCUGAGGCGAACCACAAAAUGGCACCUCCCUCCCCACCAGGGAAGGAGGGCCAUAGCUGUCAACGUUUCCCUUUUUUAAAGGGAAAUGCCCUUAUUCCGAAUAGGAUUCCUCACAAGAAAAGGGAAAAAUUGACAGCUAUGCGGAGGGCUGAGUGAAGAUCUUCAUCAGGAACAAGGGGGAAAUAAAGAUCUACAUUAGGAGCUGCUGCCUCUGUGAAUCCUGACGCCUGGAUUGUUCCAUGUAAGACUCAGGCUGGAGACUCCAUAAGAGCAGAGCAGAGUUGUUGGUUCAGCAGGAGAGCUGUGUCUUCAGAAAGAACUGCAGCUCUUUCUCAGUUGCUUUCUCCACCCUCAGUGAGAGCAGCCUCUCCAUUUCAAGGACGCCAGCCUGAUUUAGCAGCCAUUGGCACCUGAGGUGAAUCAAACAACUGGUGCCCCCUCCCAGCCAGGAAGAAGUAGCGAGCGAAGAUCUACAUCAGAAAUGAGGGGUUGGGGUAAAGAUCUACAUUGGGAUCCACUGCUGCGGAUCCUGCCGCCUGAGGCAGUCGCCUCACUUUGCCUCAUGGGUGGGCCAGCCCUGGCCAUGAUAGAGAUUAGCUCCAAAAACAGAGAGUUGUAUUCAACUGAGUCAUAGAGUAGACCCAUUGACAUCAGUGAGAGGGCUAACCUAAGAGCAUUGGUUUUAACGGGUCUCUAAGUAUAUCUUGAGGGACGCGGGUGGCGCUGUGGGUUAAAGCACAGAGCCUAGGACUUGCUGAUCAGAAGGUCAGUGAUUCGAAUCCCCACGACGGGGUGAGCUCCCGUUGUUUGGUCCCUGCUCCUGUCACCCUAGCAGUUCGAAAGUACGUCAAAGUGCAAGUCUUCCGGCGGGAAGAUAAACGGCGUUUCCGUGCGCUGCUCUGGUUUGCCAGAAGCAGCUUAGUCAUGCUGGCCACAUGACCCGGAAGCUGUACGCCGGCUCCCUCGGCCAAUAAAGCGAGAUGAACGCCGCAACCUCAGAGUCGGUCACGACUGGACCUAAUGGUCCCUUUACCUUUAAAUAUGUCUUAUUUGGAUUCUUUUGCAAUUAUAGAUGAGAUUUCAACACAGACUCGUAAAAAACCUGUGGGUUAGUUUUUAGAGUGAUCUUUUCCAAUGAAAAGCCAGACUUUGUGCUACAUGUGCCUGAGACAAAGUUCUUGUUUGAGCUAAGGACUAGUGCUCUCUUUCAGGUUCUGGGUUCUGCAGUUGAUGAAGAGAGGUUCUUAGCUUGGCUCCAGUCUGAACCUGCCAUCCUUCUCUGGCUCCCCACCUGCUACAGAUUGUCAGCAACAGAAAUGGUCAAACACCAGGUCAAAUGUAACAUCUGCAAGAGCUUUCCCAUCACUGGACUAAGGUAUGUUGUAUCAUAAUAACUAGGCCAGUGCUAUUCAAAGAUUCAGCCACUUAAUUGCACAACAAAUCUAGUUUUGAGGGGUGGCUGAAUCUAGUUUCGUGGAGGUAUAGGAAAUUCUCGUUUGGUGUUUAUUGUUUCAUUUACUCAUGGAAAUUCCUCUCAAGUGAAUUGAGCCAUUUCUGUGAAUCCCCCACUAGGGAUGGGAGGAUAAGUCAGUUUCUCAUUUUAUUUCUCAUUUUUUUCCAAUCUUAAAUUCAGUUCUCCACAUUUCUGCAGCAAUUUGCAGAUUUUUUUUAAUCCCUCCUGAAAAUUAUUCAACAUUUUAGUGCAGAUUUCUCCUAACAAACAUAUUUCUGUAUAUAGUGUUAACAAAUGUGCACAUCUCCCCCAAGCAAUUUCUCUUGGUGUAAUACAUUCCUGAAUAUUAAUUUCACUAGUAUCUUCAUUUUGAUGCACAUCCCGCCUCCCCCCCCCCCCCGGGUAAUAUGUGCAUUUUUGUAAACAUUGGCUGGAGAAGUGCACCACAAAUUCAGAUAAGUGUGAAUUUGGAAGGAUGGCUGCAUUCUGGUUCUCAUACUGAUUUGGACAGUCAGUGCAGAUUUAAUAAAUUUCCUGUAAAUGCAAACUGAAUUGCAUUUCUCUCUCCAUCUCUACUGGUCUUUACUAGGUUUUCAUUUCUUGUCUGGCCAGGUAUCGUUGCCUGAAGUGCCUGAACUUUGACAUUUGCCAAGUCUGUUUCUUUACCGGACAACUCUGCAAACCUCACAAGAAAUCUCACCCUGUGAUGGAGCACUGUGUGCCGGUUAGUCAUGGACCCAUUCACUUCUAUUGCUCAGUCAACUAGUCUACUGAAUGCUGAGUUAACUGGGUGGUUGGUGCUAAGUUUUGCAUUCUGGCAUGCAUCAUUGUGUUAAGAAAGAGUUAUUUCCUAGGAAAUGAAAGGAUGAUAUUUUAGCCACAAUAUAUUGUUGCACGCCACCCCAAUCGCUGAACAGAGGUUCCAGGGCUGGAGGUUUCCCCACCCCUGAUCUAAGGCAAAGUGCCUAGCAGAAAGAGAGGGCCUUUUCAGUGGUGGCACCCCAUUUGUGGAGUCCUCUCCUCACAGAGAUUCUCUUGACACCUGGUUCAUUGUCCUUUUGGCACCAGGCAAAUGUGUUUUUCUUUCUGAAUGAAAGCUUUUCUGGUGUAGUGUUAAUACAGCUGUUUGGGGCUGUGUUUAUAAUUUUGUGGUUUUUAGUCUUUGUAAUACAGUGGUGCCUCUUGUUACAGAUGAUUCAAGUUACAUACGCUUCAGGUUACAGACUCCGCUAACCCAGAAAUAGUACCUCGGGUUAAGAACUUUGCUUCAGGAUGAGAACAGAAAUCGUGCUCCGGUGGCACAGCGGCAGCAGGAGGCCCCAUUAGCUAAAGUGGUACCUCAGGUUAAGAACAGACCUCUAGAAUGAAUUAAGUACUUAACCCGAGGUACCACUGUAAUACUAAUACCAAUAAUAAUUUAUUUAUACCCCCAGCCACUCUGGGCGACUCCCAACGGAAUAUUAAAACCACAAUCAAACAUCAAACAUUUAAAAACUUCCUUAAACGGGGCUGCAUUCAGAUGUCUUCUAAGAGUCAGAUAGUUGAUUAUUUCCUUGACAUCUCUUGGGAGGGUGUUCCACAGGGUGGGCGCCACUACCGAAAAGGCCCUCUGCCUGGUUCCCUGUAACCUCACUUCUCACAGUGAGGGAACCGCCAGAAGGCCCUCAGCUGGUUAUUGUAUUUACAUAAACAAAUCUUUACCUUCCCCCAGUUCCCUCCAAGAACCCCACUUUAAUCUUACUUCCCCGCCUUUCCUGCAGCCCUUCCUCAUCUAUUACACAUUUCCAAAUCAACCGAGGAGCUUUCUCCCUCCAACCCAUAUCGCCCCUCGAUUAUCUUACCUGGGCCAACUCUUAACAUUCUUAGCUGUCCUUUUGUAUAUCCAUCUUCUUUCUCCAUCGCCCUGCCACCCGGACAGGUGUCCACAAAGGAGAGAACAAAGUUGUUUUUCCGCAUCAUCCGAAACAACUUGCUACAAGGGCGCUGCGAGAGGAAGGAAGCUCUGAGAAGGAAGACCUUGAUGGUGAUGGGGGAUGCAGGCUACUAUGCUGACAGCCAUGCACAGUGAGUGCAUCAUUCGAUGCUGUGUGUUUGUAGCUCUUCGGCUGCUUCUCUCUGGCCCUUGGCAGCACGUUCUCAGCAGUGCGGCCACCCUGGACCAAUGUCAGCCGAAAUUUGUUUUCCUGCAGUUUCACUGAGCGUGGGAAGAAGGCCUCCUCUGGUUAGCCUUAAGCUGGGCUUCAGUAUUACACUUCCAGCCUAAUAACUUCGUAAUGAGUUGCUUUAUCAUGUUAAAAAUGCUUUCGCUUCAUUUGCUGCUUCCCUGUGCUCAGCUUUAUGAGCUGAGCAGGCCAUUAAGAAAAGAAGCAUUUCCAGAAUCCCUAAGGGUGAUGUUCCCUCAUCUGCAGAGGGGUCAACGCAAAUGGAAAAUGUUCCUCUUUGUUUCCAUUGCGGACUCCACUUGUGUAUUGUUUUUUUAAAAAAUAAUAUUUUAUUAAUUUUCCAAAUAUAAAACAGAAAAAGAAAAAAGAAAAGAAAAAACAAAGAAAAGAAAAAAUAACAUCAACAAUACAUAUUCCUAAUUGGACAUAAAAAAAGAAAAAAGCAAGAAAUUGAAAAAGAAAAAAGAAGUCCCUUAGUCCCUUCCCUGGUUCCAUUAUAUAUCAUCAUACCGCAAGUCCAUUUUAAUUUUAAAAAAUCAUUAAAAUUACUUAUUGUCCAUUCAUAUUUCCUUACAGAUAUUUCUAGAAUCCUGCUAAUGUAUUAACCUGUGUACUUUGCUUCUGUAUAUAUGCAAUAAAGUCCUUCCAGUCUUCUUUCAACUCGUUCAUCUCUUCCUCUUAGUUUCAAUGUCAAUUUUGCCAUUUCAGCAUAUUCCAUUAAUUUAACUUGCCAAUCUUCUUUAGCUGGGACACCUUCUUCUUUCCAGUGCUGUGCUAGCAGUAUUCGUGCAGCUGUAGUUACAUACUUAAAUAAGUCUUUUUGUGGUCCUGGUUUGUCCACUCCUGUUAUACCUAAUAGAAAAGCUUCUGGUUUCUUAACAAAAGUUAUUUUAAGCAUCUUCUUCAUUUCAUUAUGAAUCAUUUCCCAAUAUUUCUUAACAAUUUUGCAAUCCCACCACAUAUGAAAAAAAAGUCCCUUGCAGACGCCACUUGAAAUGCCUUCAGAUUAUGUACGAGGCAAACCUACACACUUUCAAUAAGCUUCUGUAUAUCUACAUGGGCAUUGUGUGUGCAUAUUUGCACAACGUGCGUCGUGUUCUGCCAGCCACAUAUCCUCCUGGUCUGGCAGCUUCCUGACAAACCCUCAUUUUUGCAAUCUUAGGCAGGCAGCAAUCAUCAGGCCUGCAUGGCUGGUAGGAUGUGUUUGACUCCCCCCCCCCCCCUUAGCAAACAAUAAAACAUCUAUUGGUCUUAACACUAAAGACCCAACCUCCCGUCUAUUCCAUAUUUCAAAUUCAUAUUACUUAUUGCCAAUACACACUUUUUAUCAUAAUUAAACUUAUUCUCAAUAAAUCUAAUUUCUUAUAUCUACCUUGCAACUAUUACUGGAGUUCCUCGAAUGCUGCAACAGAAUUUAAACUACUAUAUUUAUUUUUCAGAUAUUCUUUGAAAACCUCCCAUUUAGAAACAAAUUCCUGUUUUGAUUUAUUCUUUAUUUUUUCUGAUAAACCAUCUAAUUCGGCAUAUUCUGUCAGCUUUUGGAUCCAAUCUUGUAUAGAGGGGAUUUCAUUACUCUUCCAUUUUGCUGCGAUCAAAACUCUUGCUGCCGCCGUCACAUAUAAAAGAUACCCUUCCUCUUUUGUGGAAUAUCCAAAUCUGUUAUUCCCAGGAGGCAGGCCUCUGGUUUUUAUUGAAAGAGAUCUUUAGCAUUUUUGCAGUUCUGCAUGUAUACUCUCCCAGAAUACCUGUAUUUUCCUACAUAUCCACCACAUAUGGUAGAAUGUUCCUGAGUCUCCGCAUCUCCAACAAUUACUUGACACAUUUUUAUACAUUUUUGAAAGUUUCGAUGGUGUUAGAUACCAUCGAUGUUGCAUUUUUUGAAAGUUCUCUCUAAUCAUGUAACAAUUUGUGUUUGGAUGUGUUUGACUUGGUGAGUCAUUGCAAAGGAGGAAGACAACUGGCUGCCCGGCUGCCCUGUAAACCUGGGGCAUGGGACAACGAGGAGGAGAGAACAUAGAUAAGAUGUGCUUCAUCAGAAUGGCACACAGAUGCCAGACCUCUUUGGCUGGAGCCCUCAAUUUUUGCUCAUUCAAGCAGUUCACCCCCAAACGUGCCCUCCUGCAUUGUCUCCCAAGGCAGACAGAUGCCAACAAGAAGGAAUCACAGGGCUGGAGGCAGAGAUUAUCAUCAGUACAUGCCCCCGAGUCAGCAUUGGGUGGCUGCAUCUGAAAGCUGCCUCUUACUUUUUGUUGUUGUUGUUUAGUUGUUUAGUCGUGUCCGACUCUUCGUGACCCCAUGGACCAGAGCACACCGGGUACGCCUGUCUUCCACUGCCUCCCGCAGUUUGGUCAAACUCAUGCUGGUAGCUUCAAGAACACUGUCCAACCAUCUCGCCCUCUGUCGUCCCCUUCUCCUUGUGCCCUCCAUCUUUCCCAACAUCAGGGUCUUUUCCAGGGAAUAUUCUCUUCUCGUGAGGUGGCCGAAGUAUUGGAGCCUCAGCUUCACGAUCUGUCCUUCCAGUGAGCACUCAGGGCCUCUUACUUUACUGCUCCCAAUAACAAUUGUGAAUUGGAUACCUCUAUUGAUGGUGGAUGCUUUUGUACUUGCUAAUUCAAGGAUCUUCUGCCACCCUCCAGUUUCACUGUCUUCUGAACUUUUUGUUUCUUUCCCGAUAGUUCAGUUGCUUCAGUAACAGAAGAACCUUGUGAUAUUUUAGUAUCUCAAGCUGCCUCCUAGUUGCCAUAAAGCAUGCUCUGGUCUUCAGCUAGGCUUCAAAUGUAGCCUGUGUCUGGGAUAGUUUGGUGCAUGCAAAUCUUGCAUGUGUUCACUGCAGAAGAAGUUGACUUCUUCUUGGAAUGGCAGAUAUCCCAUCCCUGCCAUUCCAUGUCGCAAUCAAACAGAUUAUCAAACUCUUCUUAAUUUGUUUUUUUUAUAAUAUUUUAAAAUUAAUUUUAACAUAUAAAUUAUAAAAUGUACCACAAAACUUAUCGCUUAUACAAUCUUUUUAGACUUCCAUCAGCACCUCUGAUGAUCCACCGUUUUAACCACUUCUUAUGCAUUUCUUAACUUUAUAUUGCCUUUACAUCUCUUAACAAAUCAUCCUCCCCUUUGUCCAUUUUUACAAUACUUCUAAUAAUACUCCUCACAAAACUUCUUGCAACCCUACAAACGCCGUCUGUUCUUCACAAUUACUUUUCAAAUAGUCCGUAAAUUUACUCCAGUCUUCCGUGAAUUUCUGGUCUCACCGGUUUCGAAUCCUUCCUGUUAAUUUAUCUAAUUCUGCAUAGUUCAUUAACUUCAUCCUCCAUUCUUCAAUCGAUGGUAACUCUUCUUGCUUCCAUGGAAAAAUGAAAACUCUUCUUAAUUUGAUGGGAGGAUUUGCUAUGCAAUAUGGCGGGCAGGGGGGCUUCUGAUCAGACUUCCAAACAUCUCUUGCGUUUGCAGAACAACUGUGCAGUUAUUUGGAUCCAGAACAUUAUUUAUAUGGAAAUGUUCUGGCUGCCAUAUGGAUGAGGGGAGGAGGGAGUUUGUUCAGCAUCUCAUUUUAUUCCUUUCUACCUUCUUUUUGCAGCUUCUGCUCUCGUCAUUCCACUUCUUCAAGGCAGCAUGUGCCAUCUCAUCCUAUCUGCUCAGUGCGUACUUUGGACCAACAGUUAAGCAGUCCUUUAGAUGCCAAAGUAUCCCAAGGACAGACGAUGGCAAACAACAAUAGCCUACUAUGUCAAGAGAAAACAUCCAGUCAGGUACGGGGCUCCAAUAAACACCAGCUCAGCAUGUGCUGAUACUUUGUAAGCUGCAAAUGGUGUAAAUUUGAUUUCAUUCCCGUAAGCAUAUUUUUCUUAAUACAGUGGUGCCUCGCAAGACGAAAAGAAUCCGUUCCGCGAGUCUCUUCGUCUUGCGGGUUUUUUCGUCUUGCGAAGCAAGCCCAUUAGAGGUUUAGCGGCUUAGCGCUACAGUAUUAGCGGCUUAGCCUGCUUAAAGAUCAGCUGAUAAGCGGCUUAACGAUCAGCUGACAAGCGGCUUAAAGAUCAGCUGAUAAGCGGCUUAACGAUCAGCUGAUAAGCGGCUUAGUAUCAGCUGUUAAGUGGCUUAAAGAUCAGCUGAUAAGCGGCUUAGCAUCGGCUUAAAGAUCAGCUGAUAAGCGGCUUAGCAUCAGCUGUUAAGCGGCUUAAAGAUCAGCUGAUAAGCGGCUUAGCAUCAGCUGUUAAGCGGCUUAAAGAUCAGCUGAUAAGCGGCUUAGCCAUCAGCUGUUAAGCGGCUUAAAGAUCAGCUGAUAAGCGGCUUAGCCAUCAGCUGAUAAGCGGUUUAGCGGCUUGGGAAAAAGGGGGGGGGAACCCCGCAGGAACUCGCAAGACAUUUUCGUCUUGCGAAGCAAGCACAUAGGAAAUUCGUUUUGCGAAGCACCUCCAAAACGGAAAACCGUUUCGUCUAGCGGGUUUUCCGUCUUGCGAGGCAUUCGUCUUGCGGGGCACCACUGUAUAAUGAAGAUUCUGUGGGAUAACCAGCCUCAUAUGACUAACAUAAAGGUAAAGGUAAAGGGACCCCUGACCAUUAGAACCAGUCGUGACCGACUCUGGGGUUGCGGCACUCAUCUCGCUUUACUGGCCGAGGGAGCUGGCGUUUGUCCACAGACAGCUUCCGGGUCAUGUGUCCAGCAUGACUAUGCCCUUCUGGCGAACAAGAGCAGCGCACGGAAACGCCGUUUACCUUCCCGCCAGAGUGGUACCUAUUUAUCUACUUGCACUUUGAUGUGCUUUCGAACUGCUAGGUUGGCAGGAGCAGGGACCAAGCAAUGGAAGCUCACCCUGUCGCAGGGAUUCGAACUGCCGAUCUUCUGAUCGGCAAGUUCUAGGCUCUGUGGUUUAACCCACAGUGCCACCCGCAUCCCUAUGACUAACAUAAAGUAAAGGUAAAUGUACCCCUGCCCAUACGGGCCAGUCUUGACAGACUCUAGGGUUGCGCGCUCAUCUCACUCUAGAGGCCGGGAGCCAGCGCUGUCCGCAGACACUUCCGGGUCACGUGGCCAGUGUGAUGAAGCUGCUCUGGCGAACCGGCACCAGAGCAGCACACGGAAACGCCGUUUACCUUCCCGCCAGAGUGGUACCUAUUUAUCUAUUUGCACUUUGACGUGCUUUCAAACUGCUAGGUUGGCAGGAGCAGGGACUGAGCAACGGGAGCUCACCCCAUUGCAGGGAUUCGAACCGCCGAUCUUCUGAUCGGCAAGUCCUAGGCUCUGUGGUUUAACCCACUGCGCCGCCCGCAUCCCUAUGACUAACAUAUUUAUGUCUAAUUAAUGCAUGAAGGGGUUAAUGCCAUAGAGUAAGCUGUCCUGCCAGGCUUGCGAUGAAGGCAAUCAAGGCUUUUAUUCCCCUUCAGUCUACCUGAGAAGCUCAGCAUGUAAAGAGAGAGGUCAGAGCUGAUUGCUCAGACUGCAUGGCUUUUAGAAGCCAUUCUUGUGUUCCUGUACCAAUAAUUUAGGAACUUUCACCACUGUAACUACUAAGCCAAGUUUUACUGCCUGUGUUUCCUGAGUGGUGUAUGGAAAAGCACAUGAACCUGACUUUUGGAUAGUUUGUAAGUAAGCCAUCUUUAUUAAAUAUGUGGUCUUUUCUAUGGUAAGGGAAGAGGGAAGUUUUGGAACUUACAAGGGCAUGUUUUAAAGGUCUUACAGACUUUAUUUUCAUGCUUUACCUUGCUACAUAUUUUAUGAUUUUAAAUCUCCGCUGAGGUUCUCUCACUGAAGAGCACUUGCCCCAAACCUGAUAUCCAGAAAAUUCUCCAUUUAUAUACUUUUUUUCAAUGGUUUCCUGUAGGAGAUAAUAAUGGACAUAGCAAUGCUUUUAUAGUAUCACUAAUGACUGCUGUUGUGAAAGGCCACUGUGAUUAUUGUGCAUACACUUAAACUUUAAUUAAAUAUCCAUAGGCUGUGCAUUUUGUAUUUAAUUGCCAUUUUCAGUGUUCUGUCCCCCGUCUCCCCAGCUACACUCAUGCAUUCCUGCUCCCUGAGAUGAACACUUCAUGCAAACUGACAAAGUGGAAUUUCCACAAAAGCUUAUGUAGGCUUUUAUGAUGCCUCAAGAAGUGUGUGUGUGUGUGUGUGUGUGUGUGUGUGUGUGUUUGUAUUCCUAUAUAUGGGCAAUCAACCCUCUGGCAUAGCAUGUGGCAGAACCUCCUAAAAAGCCAUUGCUGGCCGUGGACAGAAGAAGCAGCCUACUCAUGUUAGACCAGGCAUAGGCAAACUCAGCCCUCCAGAUAUUUUGGCACUACAACUCCCAUCAUCCCUAGCCUACAGGAACAGUGGUCAGGGAUGAUGGGAGCUAUAGUCCCAAAACAUCUGGAGGGCCGAGUUUGCCUAUGCCUGUGUUAGACUGUGAUUCCCCCACACCUUGUUCUGUUUUCCUCAUUCUAACCAGAAGUACAUAGCAAGGAUAGUUAAAGGCUGCAGUUCUUGCCCAGCUGCCCAGCAAAACAUGACUUUUUGCCUCUUUUGUGCAUCUGCUAUGAACUCCCCCCCCCCCACCUUCAUCUUCCCACAGACACUUGCUUCUAUUAAGGCGGAAUUGGCUAAAACACAGGAAUCCAUCAAGGCCCUUCACAGCGAGAGGAGGUGGGUAUGCAGACGUCCGUAGCCUUGAUUAAGAUCCUUGAGCCUUGGACUGUUAAGCAUGUGGGAACCAUGCAGCCAAAUGAGAGCGUAGCCGGGGUGGGAGGAAUGGGGCCCUCUCAAUCAGUGGUUUACAUCCUCAGCGUUCAGGAGUGUUUGUCUCUGCAUCCCUGUCUCAGCAGCAAGUGCAGCAAAGUGGCUGAGCCGGCUCGAAGGGCACUUAUCAUCAAUCAGAUUCGGCCGCUAGGUCAGAGAAGUGGGUGAUAGGUAUGUCUGGUGGUCCAUCUCGAAUAGAGAGUAGGCAGAUAAUCUCUCGCGCUUCCGUUCAGGUGUGGGGGUGGCACCUUGAUUGCAAUCACAAAAGGGCAGCGGCAAGUUGCGACGCCAGAGAAAACGGGACGAAAGUCCCUUGGCAGCAAAGAAAGCCAGGGGAAAGUGACCGUCACGUCCAUCCUGCCUUGGUAGCUAGUGACUAGCGAAGGAAAUCCUAUAUGCAUAUGCUCUGUGCAGCCGCCCCAAGGUCGGGACGGGGUAAAGGCACUGGGCACUCUCCAGUUUUUGCCGUCUUGGUCACCAAACCCACAACAUAGCAGUGCAAAGCAGGGCUCCUCAGGCUUCCUUCCUAACAUCUGUUCAGUUCUUUUUUUUUUUUUAAAUGAUAUUUAUUAAAAUUUCAAAAAAUACAAAAAUUACACAAAAACAAAAAAUAAAAAUACAAGAAAAUACAAGAUACAGAAAAAAGAAUAACAAAACCCUUAUUAAGAUAUAACAAAGAAAUGAAAAAUAAAAAGAAACAUACAAAAUAAAAACAGUUAAAAAACACAUUAAUUUCCCAUAGCAUAUCUUCCAUACACUUAUUUCCCCGGACCUCCUCAUACCCCCCUUUUUUGUAUUCCAGUUCAGUUUGUUAGUUCAGCAAAUCCUUACCAUUAAGCUUUUACCCAUUUGUGAACCUUUUUUCGUCUCUUAAAGCAUUACAGCUGGAAACCACUUAGUUUCUAUCCAACAUCCUUCUAAGAUUCAUUAAUUUUACAAUACUUCUGUAAAUAGUCUUUAAAUUUCUUCCAGUCUUCUUUCACCGACUCUUCUCCCUGGUCUCGGAUUCUGCCAGUCAUUUCUGCCAAUUCCAUGUAGUCAAUCACCUUCAUCUGCCAUUCUUCCAGAGUGGGUAGAUCUUGUGUCUUCCAAUACUCUAACAUUUGUUCAGUUCUGUGCCAGAAGUUGGAAUAGGCUGUUGGGGAAUCACUAGGAUGACAUGCUGACGCUGUAGCUGAUCCGAUCUGGCUGUGUGAUGGCAAAAUCCCUGACCAAGGUGAUUGCUGGGAUUGCAACCAAGAGCAGAAGCAGCAAUUAAGAAGGAAAACAGGCAACAAAGCAGCCCAGAGAAAUAUUUCAUUCACAACCCACCCUCUGCCAAUGCAUAACUUUCAGCUAAAGAAACUGAACAUUUGGUGCAACCCUAAGUUAUAGCACUUUUUUAUUAUUUUAAAAAAGAAAGGUUCCAUGUGUGUUGUUGGGUUUCCAAGGGAAAAUAUUUCCACAGCCAUCAAGACUGCCUCUUUGCAUGCUCAAUUCAUGUUAAAGACUGAGGAAGUGGGGGAGGAGACAUUAUCUAAGGCAGGGAUAGGGAACCUCCAUCCUGCAUGCCAAAGUCGGCACCCCUGGGGUCCUAACUGAUGUCACACCAGAUGUGGGCCUGGUCUAGCCAUGGCUGUGAUUGGGAGCUUUAAAGUACUCUUCUGAUUGUUCCUAGGUCAAUGGGGUUGCAUGCAGCGUCUUUUAGAUUUGGCAUCCAAUGCAACUCUUGCUAGGGUUGGCUGUUAGGAUACUGCCUGGGAGACGGGGGCAUCAGGCAGGCCCUCAGCUGGCUCCGGACGAUCACCGGUCUCCCGUGGAACAGCAUCAGCCAGUCAGCGACACGAGCCUCAGAUAUGUUUAGAGACCCAUGCACGCUCUGUCAGCAGAGUGUGUAAAUCACCUCACAGCAGAAGAGGCGGACAGAGAAAUAUGUGCAAGCAUAUUUACAGCAUUUACCGUAUUUUUCGCUCUAUAAGAUGCACCAGACCACAAGACGCACCUAGUUUUUGGAGGAGGAAAACAAGAAAAAAAAUAUUCUGAAUCUCAGAAGCCAGAACAACAAAAGGGAUCACUACACAGUGAAAGCAGCAAUCUCUCUUGCUGUUCUGGCUUCUGGGAUAGCUGCGCAGCCUGAAUUCGCUCCAUAAGACGCACACACAUUUCCUCUUACUUUUUAGGAGGGAAAAAGUGAGUCUUAUAGAGCAAAAAAUACGGUAUUCAUUGUAGUUCAGGAGCAAAGGAAAACAUGUCUGCUUGCCUUCGUGUCCAGCAAAACAGCCAGUAUAGCAAAAGCAACAUACAGCGGAAGUUCCCAGCAAACUGUGCUGGGAGUAAACAGGCAUGUGAUAUACAGACGUCAUGCCUGUACCCUUUUAAGGUGGGAUGGAACUAUAUCCUAACAUUGGCUUCAUUAGGGAACUCUCCACUGCAUCCAACCAGUCCAGGUAGCCAUGGCGGUGCUGGAAGGUUGCCCAGGCAACCAAGCAGGAGUAGCAGUAGCAGCUAAAAGGACCCUGCCUAAAUAAACUAAAAAAAAAAAACUGGGCAAAAAAAUCAAGGAAAUUGGACACGCAUUCACUGGAGAGCCAGUGUGGUGUAGUAGUUAAGAGCGGUGGACUCGUAAUCUGGUGAACCGGGUUCGCUUCCCUGCUCCUCCACAUGCAGCUGCUGGGUGACCUUGGGCUAGUCACACUUCUCUGAAGUCUCUCAGCCCCACUCACCUCACAGAGUGUUUGUUGUGGGGGAGGAAGGGAAAGGAGAUUGUUAGCUGCUUUGGGACUGCUUCAGGUAGUGAUAAAGCGGGAUAUCAAAUCCAAACUCCUCCUCUUCUACCGCUCAGCUGUCUUAGGAGGACAAAGAGCCUACAAAAGUCCCAAGCUCUGAUGUUGUCAUACAGUUCAACCUGUUGGUGGGGGAAGCAUCCUCAAAGAAUUUGCCUCACAGUCAGGCAUCAGGAAGAGCAGACUUUAUCAAACUGCUCAUUUUUCAGUGGUCAGGUGCCACCAAAGCAGACAUAAUGGGGGUUAUAAUCCUAUACUGCCACCACUGGGGAAAGGGUCAUAUUGCAGCCAAAUAACUCUGCUGCCACCACAGGCCAAACACAACAUCAACAUCAACACUGCACUGCACUGAUUCCUGCUGAAAGUGGGGCACUGGGCAGAAAUUCAACUCCAAAAGCAAGCCAAAUUUUGAGCAGGAAACUUUGCAGCGCUGGGUUGAAUCCAAGCUGCAGUCACCAAGAUUCUCCCUUCGCAACCUCGACUUAAAUCUGAGCGCAGUCUUGAUUCUUCAUUUGAAGUUGAACCAUCUGGAAUGAAAUAAUGUCAGGUGGCAGCCUCAGGUGGCAGUCUUAUGUGCCUCACGGAGAAUGAGCCAGAUCUGGAUCCAGCCCACCAACGAAGACCAAUUCCUCACACCUGCUCUACGUUAUGUGUGGCCCAAGCUGUUAAUAGGUAAAAACCAGCGACAUAGAUAUCGAUAAAAUAUAACAGGAGAGGCAGCACAGAGAAAGGUGCACUGGUGGGAUGUUUGUUCCCUGUUGAGAAGUAGAACCCAUGUUCCAUAUCAGCUGAAAGCUGUUUUCUGGAAUAACCUCACAGAAAGCACACCUGAGCAGUGCAGUUUCGGAGGUAAGAUAGCUUGAAAGGCAACAACAACCAGUAAGAAAGACACAAGUCUUUGGUAUAUAUGGUAAAGGUAAAGGGACCCCUGACUAUUAGGUCCAGUCGUGGCCGACUCUGAGGUUGCGGCGCUCAUCUCACUUUAUUGGCCAAAGGAGCCAGCGUACAGCUUCCAGGUCAUGUGGCCAGCAUGACUAAGCCGCUUCUGGCGAACCAGAGCAGCGCACGGAAACGCCGUUUACCUUCCCGCCUGAGCGGUACCUAUUUAUCUCCUUGCACUUUGACGUGCUUUCGAACUGCUAGGUUGGCAGGAGCAGGGACUGAACAACGGGAGCUCACCCCGUUGCGGGGAUUCGAACCGCCGACCUUCUGAUCGGCAAGCCGUAGGCUCUGUGGUUUAACCCACAGAUGGUACACUAUUCUUAAGUCAUCGGACUCCUAGCGCUUCCUGAUCUGCCUUCACGAAACCCAGGCCAAUGUACAGUGUAUGAAAGCUCUCCUUGUUGCUUUGUUUAAUAAUUUUUUGGGUUUUUUGGAAACAUUGUGUUUUCCGGCAGGUACUUGAAGAAGCAACUGAACAAAUGCAAGGGCAAAAUGCAGCUCCUUCACUCGGCUCAGGAAGACAGAAACCGUGCACUACAAGCAAAGUUCCGUGAGCUAUUAGGAAGCCAGGAUAGCCUCAAGCUGGAGCUUCAGGAAAUGAGAGAGGAAAUUAAGGUAACAGAAUGGGGUCAACGGCUCUUUGCUUAGGGACAAUUCACCCUUAAUUGCUUGAAGUAUCCCCUUUCUUCUCACAAGUGGAGCCUUCUGGGUCAGCAAGGGGUGACUAAGACCUGGCUUUCCCUUGCAUGGUAGGCCUGCUGUUUAUCACUUGAAAUUGCAGACAUGGCCUCACAUGACUCAUCGCCAUCCCAUCAUGACCAAUAAAUCCCUCCAACACAGAAUCCAAGAUGUCGGAGAGAAAGAUUUAAAACUAGCUUCAUCCCUAACAUGCAUCUAGCGAGCUUAUGGAGGAACAUCCCAUCAUGGGGAGAGUCUCCUUCUGCAGUCUGAAGUGACACGGCCCAGGCACUUCAGUGAGGACUAAGCCUAAAUGGCUAGAUGCUGCUCAGUCCAUAAUGAACAUAAUUAAAAGCCACACAGUUAGAAAACAGUCACAUUGGAAAUUUUGGCUUGUUCCUCAUUUGGGCUCCAUGCACAAUUUGGUCAAAUCCUUGCAGUCGCAGGAUAAAGAACCAAAGCAGGUUAGUUGGAGCGCCUUAUCUUCAAGGACUUUACAAGCAUGCCUCCAUUAUUUUCCAUGUUUUGUCCCUCGGCUUUUGCAUAUUUCUGACCUAUUUAUGAAAUAAAUAAAUUUAAUAUACCCCUAUUGACAGAUUUGCAUAAUAUAUUCCUUUGGGAGAAUUUCAGAUCUCAUGCUUUCAUUUUCCAGCUUUUUAAAUGAUGUCCUUAGUUAUAAUAUUAUUUCCAAUUGGAUAGGCAUGAUUUCUUUUUGGCAGGAUGACCCUAACAAUUUGAUUGCGUGAAUCACCCAUUCUGGGCAUCACGCAAUUUUAAAAUCUACAAUAUGAUUUCCUCCAUUAAAUACUUUGAGAAUCAUUUCCAAGCCAGUUACCCCUUGGGCUGUUACCCUCUCCAGCUUUUGUGAACAUAGUGGGAGUUGUUUAGGUAAAGGUAAAAGCACCCCUGACCAUUAGGUCCAGUCGUGGCCGACUCUGGGGUUGCGGUGCUCAUCUCGCUUUAUUGGCUGAGGGAGCCGGCGUACAGCUUCCGGGUCAUGUGGCCAGCAUGACUAAGCCGCUUCUGGCAAACCAGAGCAGCGCACAGAAACACUGUUUACUUUCCCGCCGGAGCGGUACCUAUUUAUCUACUUGCACUUUUGCUAGGUUGGCAGGAGCAGGGACCGAGCAACGGGAGCUCACCCCGUCACGGGGAUUCAAACCACUGACCUUCUGAUCAGCAAGUCCUGUUUUAACCCACAGCACCACCCGCAUCCCGGGAGUUGUUUAUUGAGGCUCAGAUUGUGAUAACUGAUUAAAUGACUCUGAAAUGUGGAGAGAUGAUGGUGUAUAAUACAUAACUGGAGUUUUCACUCUGAAGUUGAGGCAAAGCAGCAAGGUGCUAAUCAACCUUUUCUUUGACUCAGGAAGAAAAAUGUUGUGUAAUGUGUAUGGACCUGUUUUCUCAAGCAGUAAUACAUAUGUUCAUGUCUGCCAUGAUUUUCCAACCAAAGCAAAUUUCAAAGGCAGUUAGUGCCAUUGCCCUUCAAAGGCAAUGCUUUGCCAUUGAGAUUAACUGUCCAAAAGAAAAAGAAUCAAAAUCUCCCCUGAGCUAGCAUGACCUUCGAGUAAUCGUAUGAUGUUAUUUAGGUCACGUCUGAGAGUUUUUCCCUAUGAUGAUGAUGAUGAUGAUGAUGUUCAGUAGUGAAACAAGCUCAACUCAGAUGCCUUUAUUUCACAGGUGAAAAGCUAAAGUCCAGGAAUAUUUGAGAAAAUCUCAGCAUUGCUCGGGGGUCAGUGGGAAAGUUGAUGAGUCACAGUUGCCAUUCCAACAAGCUUAUUCAUGUUGGACUGUCAGGGCCAGUCAUUGGGCAGCUGUGGCAGUAAAAAGGAAUUGAUCAAGUGGAAAGUGACCCUGAACUUGGAGGGGAUGUCACAGGAUCACACCUAUCAGAGUAGGAUUCUGAAUAAAGUAGCUUGCUUGGGCCUUUAAGAUCCAGUCAUCUUGUGCUUUAUAUUCAUUAUUCCACCAUUUUUACUCAGAGGUUGUGUUUUGUUUUUAUGCAGUAUUCACAAUGCUAAAUAUGCAACUGCUUUACUCAUUUUGUUCCUUUUGCUUGCUGGCUUGCCAGUCUCCUAACACUGCCAAUGCCUGACGACAGGACCUCUGGUCUUUUGGUCCUUUUUAUUAUGAAGAGGGACAGCCAGUGUUUCUUGAGCUUCAGAAAAUUUUAAAGGAGCGUUACAUAACAGCCAUUCUUUACCCCAGUGGUUCCUAAUCUGGUGCCCUCCCAGAUGUUUUGGACUACAACUCCCAUCAGCUGCAGCCAGCAGGGCCCAAUGGUCAAUGACGAUGGGAGUUGCAGUCCAGCAACAUCUAGAGGGUGAUCGAAGGCUGUAGAGAAAGGGUGUGGUGUAGAGAGAGGAGGUGUGGCCUGUAGAGAAAAGGUGUGGCCUAGAGAGAGGAGGUGUGACAUGAGGAGAGAGUGGGGCUGAGGAGUGGGUGUGGCCUGCAGAGAAAGGGUGUGGCAUAGACAAGAGGAAGUGUGGUGUUAUGUACUGAAGUUCUCACCCUGGGCCAGCAGGGGGAUACUGUAGAUAGUUCAGGUCCACAUAUGCAAAUAAGGGAUCGAAAGUGACGUUCAGUGAUUGGAUAGUUACAGAAAGUUGUUACAGUUACGUUGUACUGGAGCUCUAUAUAAGCAGGCUGGCUGAACCCUUCAGUUCAGUCCUACCCAUCCAAGGGAAUUUCCAGAUUCCUUAUUGCAUAUCAAAACCACCCAUUUAGUGCAACCCUUCUCUAUAGCUUUUUCCGAAUGGUGAUUUCCCCUCUCUGUGCAUAUACAUGAACAUUUUAAGUCACAUCUCAUAUUUCCUUUGCAAACUCUUAGAACAUCGCUAUAUGGAGUAAGGAGCCCUUGAAGGAAAGAAAUCUCCAGACUAGAUCUGGUUGCCCUUCGUUAAAGCCCAACCGUGUGGAAUAUUCAAAAUACAAGUCUCCAGAGCUCCUCUCCUCUUGGAUUAAAAGGAAGUGGCUUUGGGAACCACAGGGUGGUCUUCUCGCCAGAAAUGCAGGAGGAUCACCAGAGAACACACUGAGAGCCCAGUUCUUCCCGAAUGCUCCCCCUGAGGUUGCUCAUCAUGAAAGCCCCCAAGAGAGAACUGCUCCACUAACAGACUGCUCUGAAGCAAACAGGGAACGUCUCAGUAACGGGAUUAGGAGCAUAAGCCCUAACUAUUCCACGGCAACGGAAGCUCUUCAUAAUGAGAUGCAGAUGGAGGAGGAGGAACUGCAACAGUUAAUGAUGAAGUUGAAGGAUGCCUUGUCUGUCCAAGUAUGGCAAGGUAAGAAUUCUCAAUGCUGCCUGGAUCAUCAAAGGGCUUGAUUUGAUUUGCAACUCAGUCUUAAAUUUUAUUGUUAUUAUUAUUUUUAUUCUAUUAUUUAUACCCCACCCAUCUGGCUGGGUUUCCCGCGCCACUCAACAGAAUAUGAAUAAUAAAAAAGCGAUAAAACAUCAGAAAUUAAAAACUUCCCUAAACAGGGCUGCCUUCGGAUGUCUUCUAAAAGUCAGAUAGUUGUUUAUUUCCUUGACAUCUGGUGGGAGGGCGUUCCACAGGGUGGGUGCCACUACUGAGAAGGCCCUCUGCCUGGUUCCCUGUAGCUUCACUUCUCGCAGUGAGGAAACCGCCAGAAGGCCCUCGGCACUGGAUCUCAGUGUCCGGGCUGAAAGAUGUGGAUGGAGAUGCUCCUUCAGGUAUACUGGGCUAAGGCCAUUUAGGGCUUUAAAGCUCAGCGCCAACACUUCAAAUUGUGCUCAGAAACAUACUGGGAGCCCGUGUAGGUCUUUCAGGACCAGUGUUAUAUGGUCUCGGCGGCCGCUCCCAGUCACCAGUCUAGCUGCCGCAUUCUAUUUUCCAUGCCACAGCUACGCAGUGAUUAUGAAGGAGAAGAUCUCUGCCUUCUCCUGGCUGAUCACAGCGAGGCCCCUUGUGGAAUGAGGAGGAGGGAUGAUCUCCAAGUCACGGAGAAUAGCUGUCAGCUUCAGCAUCUGUUUCUUAAUAAAUAAACCAGCCCUGGACACCAACAUAUUUGUGCCGCUGGGUGAUAUAAAUCUAGUCUAGUGGGUGAUACUUUCCAUUGCUAUAAAUGGGUACAUUACUAAUCCAAUCCAUUGUGGAUCUGAAGUAAUUGGGAUUUAGCCCAUGUAGUAGAGUUUGACUCAAGCCUAGAUAGAACAUGCGCCCUAAAUCCAGGCAUUCUACCUAACCAGACUGUGGACCUGUUAGGGAUCUGUGACUGCACAAAAUAUAUCAUAUCUAAGUCAUUAUGCAGCAGAGAUGUUCAAAUGUCAUAGGGAGCUGUGCUGAAGAAACCAACAUCGCUUAUAAAAGUUCAUACCAUAAUACUGCCAGCCUCCACCAAUCUGAUGCCAUCCAAGAAUUUUGGACUUCAAUUCCCAUCAGCCUCAGCUGGAGGGCACCAGGUUGGCAAUAUAGUUCAGGGCACGAAAAUGUACCAAGAUGCAUAUAUAAAAUAUAUAUUUAGGAUGAAAUAUGUUCAGAAGUGUGAACUUAGAAAAUGGGUAUUUUGUGAGAAACAUCUAAAUAUUUCCGCAGGUUUUGUUUAUAAAAAAAAUCAGAGCUCAAUGCAGAAACGGCACAUAUGGGGAAACUGACACAGUCUAGAAAUAAGCUGAUCUUCCCAUUUCUACCUCAGACCAUUCUCUAGGUGCCACAGGUAUUAGUAAUCUGUAUUAGCCAAAACAGAGCAGAACUGCUUGAACAGAUUUUGCUGUUGUGGUCAGUGCAGCAGGUACAGCGGUUGGAUGUGGGAAAUGCCUCCUGCCUAGGUUAAAGGUAAAGGAACCCCUGAGCAUUAGGUCCAGUCGUGACCGACUCUGGGGUUGCGGCGCUCAUCUCGCUUUAUUGGCCGAGGGAACCAGCGUCCAGCUUCCAGGUCAUGUGGCCAACAUGGCUAAGCCGCUUCUGGCGAACCAGAGCAGCACACGGAAACACCGUUUACCUUCCCGCCGGAGCGGUACCUAUUUAUCUACUUGCACUUUGACGUGCUUUCGAACUGCUAGGUUGGCAGGAGCAGGGACCGAGCAACGGGAGCUCACCCCGUCACGGGGAUUCGAACCGCCGACCUUCUGAUCGGCAAGCCCUAGGCUCUGUGGUUUAACCCACAGCGCCACCCGCGUCCUGCAACCUGCCUAGGUUAGGAUGCUCUAAAAAAGUGGAUUAGAAAGGUAUUGAAGAGGAGCCCGUAUGGCCAUCCAUCGUUGUAUAUUGACUUGGGAAUUGUUGCCAAACCCGUUUCCCAGUCGGCACAAUCCACUUCUCCUAUGGAAACCCCGCUUAAUGGCAAGAGCUUGUGCACAGCUUCCAUCCAUUCGAAGGCGGCUUCUGUAGGAGAACUUCCUAGUGGGCCUGUUUGCUCAGGCUGUAACUCCAGAGAAAUUGGCGAUCUGAGUGGUUCGGCCCUGCUUUCGAAUGAUGCCCACAUUUGCAUUCUUGGAUGCUGCUAGCGAAUAUGUCAGCUUUUCAACUUGUGCCCUGUUGUUUUAGCUUUUGAAGCACUUACUGAAUGUCAUUCAUGCCUGUUUUCCGGGAACAAGAUUAAGUCUUUUGAUGUCAUUAUUUUUCACCUUUUAGAUAAGCUUCAGAAGCACUGUAUACUCUUUCAUACCCAAGGGGUUCCCAUUCACUUGUGCCCCUCAUUCAAUUUAAAAGAUGCAAAUUUCAUUCAUUUCCCUGGUGGCAAAAUUAUUUCUUAGAAGGCAUCCAGAAAGUACGACACGGGGGGUUCUAAGUCCCUUUUUCAAGAGUGUGAUUUGCGGCACCUGCUGAUUUUAUAGGCUCAUUAUCAUAUAUUUGAAUGAGCUUUCCUGAUCAAGUGUGUUAUUAAGUAGGCCUCUUGUGUCACUUUAGAGAUUCAGCAGUUCUGUCUGCACAUAGCAGCGUACUUUGAACCGAUACCUCUUAUAUUGACAUUUUAUAAAUGAGGGCCAAUAAACGAUAUCUUUCUUUUAAAUACUCAAACUUGCUAAGACUGCUCUUUGUUGCUAUGCAGGGCACCAGUGUACUAAUGAGUUUAGAGUAAUGUUCUGCAGUCUCAGUGACCCUUAUGUUAAUCAGAAUAAAUCAAGAUCAGGUAUAGCAAUUAGCGCAUUCUUUUGGGUGUAUGCUCACACUUCCAUUACUUCCUCUGAGUAAUUAUAUUGGCUUAUCUAUGUAAACAGGAAAGCGGGUGGCACUGUGGUCUAAACCACAGAGCCUAGGGCUUGCCAAUCAGAAGGUCGGCGGUUUGAAUCCCUGCGACGGGGUGAGCUCCCGUUGCUCGGUCCCUGCUCCUGCCAACCUAGCAGUUUGAAUGCAUAUCAAAGUGCAAGUAGAUAAAUAGGUACCGCUCUGGCAGGAAGGUAAAUGGUGUUUCUGUGCGCUGCUCUGGUUCGCCAGAAGCGGCUUAGUCAUGCUGGCCACAUGACCUGGAAGCUGUACGCCGGCUCCCUCAGCCAAUAAAGCGAGAUGAGCACCGCAACCCCAGAGUCGGUCACGACUGGACCUAAUGGUCAGGAGUCGCUUUACCUUUAUAAGUAACCAAAUUACUAGUAGCAGCGUCUUGUUCCUGCUUCAUCCAUCCUGCCUGCAACUGAUUGCUUUCUGGAACUCUGCGUAUGCUCUGCUAAGGUCUGGCUAAGGUCCUGCAACAGGUCAAAGUUGCAAAACACCAAUAUCUUCACCCCCCUCGUUCAGCCCAGACACUGAGAUCCGUUUGCUCGUUGGCACUAAAUCACGGUUUCCAACUGAUUUUAUAUAUGCAGUUCAUAGAAUCAUAGAAUCAUAGAGUUGGAAUAGACCACAAGGGCCAUCGAGUCCAACCCCCUGCCAAGCAGGAAACACCAUCAGAGCACUCCUGACAUAUGGUUGUCAAGCCUCUGCUUAAAGACCUCCAAAGAAGGAGACUCCACCACACUCCUUGGCAGCAAAUUCCACUGUCGAACAGCUCUUACUGUCAGGAAGUUCUUCCUAAUGUUUAGGUGGAAUCUUCUUUCUUGUAGUUUGGAUCCAUUGCUCCGUGUCCGCUUCUCUGGAGCAGCAGAAAACAACCUUUCUCCCUCCUCUAUGUGACAUCCUUUUAUAUAUUUGAACAUGGCUAUCAUAUCACCCCUUAACCUCCUCUUCUCCAGGCUAAACAUGCCCAGCUCCCUUAGCCGUUCCUCAUAAGGCAUCGUUUCCAGGCCUUUGACCAUUUUGGUUGCCCUCCUCUGGACACGUUCCAGUUUGUCAGUGUCCUUCUUGAACUGUGGUGCCCAGAACUGGACACAGUACUCCAGGUGAGGUCUGACCAGAGCAGAAUACAGUGUUUGAAUAUGUUUUUAUUCUAUGGUGUGUGAUUGCUUCACAGUGCUGCAGAGGAAGUGACUGUAUUCAUAAAUGAAAUUUAUAACCAGUACAAUAAUUAUGAAAUCUCAGUCUUAAAUGUGCAUUGGAGCCACAUAUUAUUUCUGCUCUCUCUCUCUCUCUUUUCCAGGUCAGUUCUCUGUUCUUAAGGAAGGAUUGCUCUUAACAGCUAAGAAUGUUUGCAAGUCUUUCUCUGAUCUUAUCAGCCAAGUAACUUUGCCAACUAGGAAAUAUGGUUAUGCUGAUAUUGGUUCUCCUGCCUCCAUCACUGCUUGAUUGCUGUCAGGGAACUGACAUCGGAGCCAGAGGCGGAG